Messenger RNA from Papilio xuthus (Asian swallowtail), 853 nucleotides. RefSeq lists its product as uncharacterized. Lineage: Eukaryota; Metazoa; Arthropoda; Insecta; Lepidoptera; Papilionidae. The record is from RefSeq and is a predicted model, not a curated record. The coding region runs from base 87 to 797 and encodes 236 amino acids. The transcript is spliced from 5 exons.
AAUAAAACAUCAAAUUAUUUUGUCAAUUUAAUGUCAAAAAAGAACGUCAUAAAUAAAUCCGAAAUAAAGCUUACCUAAUAAACAUAAUGACGGGCCGUACAACGGAUCGAAAAGGCAAAUCUAAAGAGUUAAAAUCGCUUACAAAUGAGCUUCAAAACGAAAUAGCCGCAUUCACGUUACCCAACAGCUUACCUUGCUCUGAAAUAGACUUUCCAAUAGCACCAAGAAGAAAACCACGCGCCAACUGGGACGAAAUACUAGAGGAAAGUGAUGAGAAGUUUCAAGAAAUUGAAGAGUACGAAGAUAGUAAAAAAGGACGACAACUGUUAUCGCCAUUUCUAAUAUUGGCAGAUACUGAAUGCAAUUAUUUGAAAGAAAAAGUCUUUGUCCACUUACAACCAGCCUUGGAAGAGACUCUUCAUAAGGCUCAGAUUUGGGAAGCGUUGAAACAACAAAAGUGUUUCUUCAAUGGUAUUGAUCACAUAGCACAAGUACUAUGGAACAAUAAUCCAAAACAUCCUCAUCGUAAAGAACUCAAUCUCCAUAUAUUUAAUAUGCCUUGGGUUAGAGAACUACUAAAAUCAAAUCCCAGAGCUUAUUAUCCUAAGUCAUGGUUAUGGCCUGACGACUACGCAGCAACUGUGAUACAGAAAACUGUUCGACAAUACUUUGUGCAGAGGGAAGAUGAUGUUCAAGAGAUGCGCAACUUUUGGAGGAAAUUGGAAGUGGAAAGAGCCAUACCUGAAAUACAAGGAAAUCCACUUUUGUCUAAAAAAUUUGCUACUUCACAAAAUUGAUACACACUCUUUCUUUUUAAUUUUAAUUUAUUUCAAUAAAACUAUGCUAAUAAUUA